This is a messenger RNA of Oryctolagus cuniculus (rabbit), 1738 nucleotides long. NCBI's taxonomy places the organism in Eukaryota, Metazoa, Chordata, Mammalia, Lagomorpha, Leporidae. The record is from RefSeq and is a predicted model, not a curated record.
CCGUGCUGUAGCAAUUGGUCAUUUAAGUGCUUCUUUUGCAUGCAAUUUUAGCAAAAAAAAAAAAAUAAAAUCUGCCAGUUCUAUCAUGAAGACUGGAAUUGCUGCUCUCACAGCAGGAAUGAUUGGUGCUAUUGGCAUUAUUCUGUUUCUUGUAGCAUUUGGAACAGAAUAUUGGUUACUUGCAACGGAGACCUGUGAAAGUUUUGAUACUAACAAUGGAACUUUGGACACUGAAGAUGAGUAUGAUGAAGAUUUGAGAAACUAUGAGGAAAUAUCCGUUAUAUACCAUCAUGAAGGCUUCUUCUGGCGGUGUUGGUUUUUUGGAGACGAUCCACCAACUUCAGUUUGGAGCUACUGGUUUAUGAACCAGCCUCAUCCCAAGCGCUGCAUUCCUGGGUAUCUCUUUCCUAUGCCGAUUGCUGUUGGGCCUUUUCCACAUCCUUCCUUUGAUGCAACUACAGUGUACAGAGGCUUCUGGACAAUCUUUAUUAUAUUAGGUGUUGGUUCUGGUCUGGCUGGGGGAUUUCUGCUGGUGUGUGGUGUGCCGUUUGCCAAUGCUGGAUGUUAUAAAGUUGGAGGUGGCUUUCUGAUGAUAUCAGGGGCCCUGUUUAGCCUGAUCCUCAGCCUGUUUGUGCUAUGGAAGGAAUAUGCAGUUGAUUUUCCAAAAUAUAUAUCUAUAGAAAGGAGCAACAGGGAUGUGCCAGGAGACACACCGAUGUUUUUCUUGCCUCAUUCCCCUCAGCAGACAAACUUUAAAAAGUAAGCACUGAAUUAAAGCAUGCACAUUUUAAUGGGAUGAAGAAAAAAACAGUUGCAUCUGAAGGGUAAACUGUUUCAUAUUUUCAUGUCCUAGUUUGCGUGGCCUUCCAGCACAAGGAGAUUUACACUUGAGCAAGGGUUUACAAAAAUAUUAAAAUUUAGAAUACUUCACCUGAACAAAUACAACUGAAGGUCAUAGUUUCACAGUGAAAAAGGCUUGUGUUAGCAAAGGGACAAGGUACAUCCAGAGAGUUCUAAUUCUGGACUGAGGGUUGAGAAAGUUUACAUCAAUUGAUAUAAUCUUUGCCCAUCUUUGCUACCAAGUCAACCAUAUUAAAUGUUAGUAAUGUGGAGGAAGAACAGCUACCAUAUUCAUUAAGUGGGUCCUGUUUUCACCUUUAUUAUAUCUAAAUACUUCAACAUUUGUAUCACAUCCUCCUAUUUUCUUAACAUUUCUGUGUUUCAUUUUAAGAACUCUUUAGAAAAAUGAAAAAUCUGAAGAUAAUGUAGAAGUACAUUGAUAGAAGGCAGCAAUCUUCUUGAUUAUUUGUACUAGAAUUUUAAAAAGUAAAAGUUUUCAUAUUAAAAUCAUUCAUGAAUUAAAGUUUGUAUAUAGGCACUUUUGAAGAUUCUUAUUGUCUGUGAUGAAUAUGUGAGGCCCAUAAGGGGAACUAGUACUCUCCAUUAAUAAAUGAGAAUGUAUUGCUGGUAUCUUUAGAUUUCCUAAGACUUUUUAAGUGUGUUUGUAGUGAAUCAAAUUCAGUCUAUAUUUUCCAGACUAGUAAUACAUUUACUGAUUAAAAGCUUCAGAUAAUUGUGCUUCUUCUGUGCUGUGGCUAUAAGUACCUAUUCAAUCAUUAUUACACCAAAUUUAUGUAAAUAUGUUUCUUGGAAUAUUAUAAAUUUAAGUUUAGAAAUGUUUUAUGACUGUGUCAAAUGCUAUCCUUUUUUAUUUCUAAGUUGUAGGUUUAAAAUGUGA